Molecule: messenger RNA, 3539 nt
Organism: Marmota monax (woodchuck)
Lineage: Eukaryota; Metazoa; Chordata; Mammalia; Rodentia; Sciuridae
Gene: Enkur
Product: enkurin, TRPC channel interacting protein
Exons: 5
Coding region: 424-1194 (256 amino acids)
Cellular component (GO): acrosomal vesicle
Molecular function (GO): calmodulin binding
Source: RefSeq, a predicted model, not a curated record
CUCCAAACGUACAAAGUGAGAAAAAAGCAAAAUGUUCUAGAGGACACUGUUUUCAUCCCUUUUUUCCAGAGGCACAGGGGCUUCCAUAUGAAUUUCUCAGACAGGAAAAAAGCCUUGCAGAAAGACAAGAGGAAACCUGGUUUGCAAUGCGGCCUUCCAUCUCCCCGUCGCCUAGUAACUGUUUCCACAGCAACCGCAAGGCCAACAACGCUAAGCAUUCCUGGGAGGAAUAGACAGGGUAUUUUCUUCUCCAGAGUGAACUGCUAAGAAGGGGUCAAAGGGGAGAUUAUGUGAAAGAGAAACUUGAGUUCCUUGAGAAAGCAAGGAAGCAAGAAAAAGAAAGGGGAAGCUGUGAAGAAAGGGACUGAGAUACUAGUAUAGUGAGAAAAAAGUUGAGAACAGUAGUUAAGAAGUCAUUUGGUGAUGAUGGAUUCAACGUGCUUUACUGAGAGCAUUUAUAACCUCAUACCCAGUGACUUGAAGGAACCGCCUCAGCCUCCUAGGUACAAAUCAAUUUUUAAGACAACUAUAAAAAAUGACAUGAAAAAAAUUAAAACUGCAAUGAAAACUAUGGGACCAGCUAAAGUUGAAGUACCUUCUCCAAAGGAUUUCCUAAAGAAACAUUCGAAAGAAAAAACUCUACCACCCAAAACAAAAUUUGAUUGGAAUCAGCCCAGGAAGCCUGCUGUGCCACUGAGGACUGAUCAUCCAGUUAUGGGAAUACAGAGUGGAAAAAAUUUUAUAAAUACAAAUGCAGCCGAUGUAAUCAUGGGAGUGGCUAAAAAGCCUAAGCCAAUUUAUGUUGACAAAAGAACUGGGGACAAGCAUGAUCUUGAAACUUCAGGACUAAUUCCAAAGUACAUCAAUAAAAAGGAUUAUGGGAUCACACCUGAAUACAUAUGUAAACGAAAUGAGGAAGUAAAAAAAGCCCAAGAAGAAUAUGACAAUUAUAUCCAGGAAAACCUUAAGAAAGCAGCUAUGAAAAGGCUCUCUGAUGAAGAGAGGGAAGCCGUUCUCCAGGGGCUGAAAAAGAACUGGGAAGAGGUGCACAAAGAGUUCCAGUCCCUCUCAGUCUUCAUAGACUCCAUACCGAAGAAGAUUCGCAAACAGAAGCUGGAAAAAGAAAUGAAACAGCUAGAACAUGACAUUGGUGUAAUGGAAAAGCACAAAACUAUUUAUAUUGCUAAUAAGUAAUAAUGGAUUUUUAAAGCAUGUAGAAAAAAACAUGGAAGAUCUAAAAAUGAAGCCAUAAGUUUUUCAAAGAGGAAAAUACUAUGAAGGAAAUAAUAGUCAGUCAAAAUGCUUAAGCAAUGUUUAAAGAACAAUUGAAUUACUCAUUAAAUAAAAGAAAAUGUUGUUUUUAUUAGUUUCACAUUUUCCACAUAUCAACAAACCAUUAAAGUUUGAGGUUAUGUUCCAGUUCUAUAAUGUAAUUCAUUAUUAUGAUGUACUUGUUUCACAUAAACAUUAAUUUUCAGACCCUGAAAAAUAGCCAACAUUCAUAACUUCAAUAUUUUUUCUGCACUGCACAAUACAAAAAGCCUAACUUUGAAAACUAUAUUUUGAAUUGAAAAUUGAAGCAUAUGCUUUUUUUCCAUACUCUGGUGUGUUUCUGUAUAUUUGUUUCUCUGCUCCACAAUUUAAAAGAUAGAUUCUAAGGUAAUCUUUGUCAUUUGCAUUUAUUCCCAACUACAAAUAUUUUCAGUAUUUAGAACAUUAUCUAUGAUGAAAGACUUAUAUUUGGAGGAAGAAAUUUAAGAAGAUGACUUACAAAAUCAAGAAGAUAACUUAUAAAAGGCAUCAUGAGAGAUGAUUGAAGAGAAUAGUCUUUUACACUGAUUUGUGAAACAUUGAUAUUCUGCUUUAUUCCCUAAUUCCCUGUGCAUAUUUCACUAAAUUGUGUUAUGUUUUUCAUUUGGGUCCUUUCUGUUAACUAUUUUGUGAAUUUUAAAAUUACUUUUUAUAAGAUUUUAUAAUCUAUUUAGCAAUAAGUUUAUGUAAAUGGAACUGUCAUCCACUGAAAAUAAGAAUCUAUACAUUUUAUGAAAUGUUAAAUUAGGAAAAGUUAGUAAAACAGGAAACUAUAACAUAUCAGUGAAUAUGACAAUUUCUAUCACUUACACUGAUUUUUUAUCCUGCAGACAAUCCUUCAAGCUUUUUUAUAAACAGAAUUUGAGAGCAUUGGUGAAAAACUUCAUUAAUUAAAUGUUUAUAUAUAAAUUUUUGAAAAUUCAUUUUAAACUUUUUUUUAACAUCCCUUGUGAGAUUUAAAAUGCAUCUUUUUCAUUCCUUUGUUAAUCCUAGGACAGACAUAAAAUAAAAGAUAGUGUUUAAUAAAUACAAAAGACGGUAUAUGAUAGAUUCUCACUAGCCAGAUGCUAUUGAAGAUAGGCUAACAGUUUCAACAGUGAACCCAAAAUGUAUUGUUAUAUAACUGUAACAGAAACUCAGUUCUUGCUUACAUAACAGCACUAUACUGUAAACAAGUCAAUAAGACCCCUUUUCCAUACUGUUGCAUAGAAACCCAGACUUUCAGACUGGAUAGAUUCUAUCCUGUGCAGAGCUGGGGAGUGCCAUGUUGAGGCCUGAGUAAGCAAUCACAGUUGCUUUAGCAAAGUAACUCCAGCUCUUAGCUGUCUUAUAACAUAAGCUUAAAUUUUCCAUUUCCAGCACUGUCCAUGUGAACUAGAGUGGGGUGUCCCGUGUUUCGUGGUCAUUCAGAGACUCAAUCUCCUUUUGUCUAGUGGCUCCCCUGGUGCAGUCAGCUUUCCCUGUCAGAGUUAAGGAUAAGAUGUCGAGUAUUUUAUGUGUAAAAUUAUUGCUAUACAUACUUUUUUAUAAAGUAAUUCAAAAUCAUUAACAAUGCAAAAAUAUUCUGAUUAUUUCAGCCUUAUAGAUGGUAUACUUUGGAAUCAUGUGUGGGAGCUGCCUUAAAUGUUAAAAUGAUAACUGUGACUUUAAUAACAGAUUUUUUUCUUGCUUUCUGUAAAUGCUCACUAAAAAUUUCAGCUGUUUUUCCAUGACCCACAGUGUUGUGCUAGAUGGACUUCAUCCCCUUUCAUUUCCCUUCCUAGGGAAACCUGCCUGUCCAUUGUUCCUGGGAGGACAUUCGCUACCAUGGGACCCCAGCCUUGGAGAAAUCCAGUGCAGUCUCUCUCUCUCUCCUUCCUCCCUCUCCCUCUCUCUCUCUCUCUCUCUCUCUCUCUUUCUCUCUCUCUCUCUCCUUCCUCCCUCUCCCUCUCUCUCUCUCUCUCUCUCUCUCUCUCUCUCUCUCUCUCUCUCUCUCUCUCUCUCCCUGCCUUGUUUUCCUGGGUCAUCCUAACAAUCAGAAGAGGCAUAGAAGAGGCAUAGACACCUGACUCAGGGGGUCAGCCAGUCACUGAUCAGAUUCUCUUGAGAUCCUGAAAGACAGAUUGCAGUCUUAUGGUAGUAGACACCUGAGUCUAAAAGGUCAAAUGUCAUUACUGUAGCUAGUUUGACUUGGUUUCUGUUCCUGCUCCAAAGAACUCUGAGUAGAAUAAAGAUUGGAUAUAAUCUGA